Molecule: messenger RNA, 1475 nt
Organism: Papilio machaon (common yellow swallowtail)
Lineage: Eukaryota; Metazoa; Arthropoda; Insecta; Lepidoptera; Papilionidae
Product: SOX domain-containing protein dichaete
Exons: 1
Coding region: 97-831 (244 amino acids)
Biological process (GO): cell differentiation; regulation of DNA-templated transcription; anatomical structure morphogenesis
Molecular function (GO): DNA-binding transcription factor activity, RNA polymerase II-specific; RNA polymerase II cis-regulatory region sequence-specific DNA binding
Source: RefSeq, a predicted model, not a curated record
CCUCGCAGCGACACGAUCGCUCCCCCCGCGCUCAUUCACCGCCUUACUUAGCUAAUGUUCUAACGGAGCUUUACAAUUCUCUUUGAUACGAUAAAUAUGUCUACCUUGAGCCAUCACCCGUACGCGUUUUCGAUGCACCCGGGCAUGCUGCCGGAAUACCCAAGCGCGCCGCAGCCGCUGCCCGCCUCCAGUCCGCAAGCCGAGGGCCACAUUAAGCGGCCCAUGAACGCUUUUAUGGUGUGGUCGCGUCUGCAGCGCCGUCAGAUUGCCAAGGAUAACCCCAAGAUGCACAACUCGGAGAUAUCGAAGCGGCUUGGCGCCGAGUGGAAGCUGCUGACGGAGAUGCAAAAACGGCCUUUCAUAGAUGAGGCCAAGCGGCUGCGAGCGCUGCACAUGAAGGAGCACCCUGACUACAAGUACCGGCCACGACGUAAGCCCAAGCCGCCGACGGCAGGUGGUGCUCCAGGCGCCGGUGCCUUCCCGAGCUUUCCGCUGCCGUACUUCGCAGGCCCGGCGCCGGGCGUGGGCCCGCUGGAUGCGCUGUCUUACUCCGCUGUGCCGCCCUACUUCCCGCACCAGCUAGACCACCUGCAGUUCUCCAAGCUGAUGGCGCCGACGGCGGAGAAGUUGCCGACGGCAUCGUCCGCGGCGGCCGUGGUGUCGUCCUUCUACUCGUCGCUGUACACAUCGCCGGCGGCGCCGCCCAAGCCCUUCCCGUCGCCGCUGUUCCACCAGUACGGCGCGGCGCCCGCGUCGCCGGUGUCGCCCGCCGGCGCACAGCACAGCCCGCACGACGAUCAGCUGCGGCGGCCCGUUUCCGUCAUAUAUUGAAGGCCAACCUGCCUGCCUUGAGGCGCCCCGUCUUGAGGUGCGGCAAAGACUAAGUGCUCGUGGACGGUGUUGAACGUUUUGCGAACCUUAUUUAUUGAUUUUUAGAAUUAUCCUUAGUCAAUAAUCGUACGGAGUGCGGUCGCGAGGCAAGCGGCUUGUAAAUAUGUCGGUAUAGACUAGGUAUUAAUAGGCCCGCUAGGUGGGUGAAACGAUUCGUUUGCAAACUGUGAUUUUCCUUCGAAUAUUCGAUGCGUUUCUCGAAUUAGUUUAGUUGUAGGUCCGUUCGAUCAGCUAUGUGAAGUGAGAUUGCUACCAAAAAGAGAUUAUGUUCCGCUAGGUGUCAGUAUAUUUAGGAGAGUAGUUAAGUCGUGUCGAUGUGUAUUUCUGAUUGUUUUGUUCGCGUCCUAUGUAUCGUAUGUUUUGUUAAGUUUGAUUGUUAGAUCGCCGGAGCCGAGGCUCUCCUCCGAUCACUCUGCGUAACUUUAUUUAUUGAUGUCCGCUGUCGAUGCGCAGUUCAAAUGUAAAUUGUCUGUUACUUGUAAGUUCUCUAGCUCGUAACAAUUGUACAUAUUAGUUUUUAAUUCGGAAUCGAUGUCAUUACCAACGAUGUAUUAUAGAAUUUGAGAUUAAAAAAUAAUUUGUUA